CUUUUAGCGAUGCGAUGGCGCCAUACCCUUGGCCUAUGCCCGGUAAGAUGGCGCCACUUUUUGAUAUUUAACAAAUUUAACAUAUAUCAGUGAAAGAAUAAGGAUCAAAGGCAAAUGGCGUUCUAAAAGUUUUAAUCAUGUGUCGAAAGAUGGCAGUAAAUUUACUGUGGCUACAAAGUUUACUUUAACAAUCCACCUCUAUUUCUAAUUCUCUUUGGUCUGACUAUAUUCAAUCAGUGGUAACCCGUUAUAUACUUACUUGCGUAUUUUUACAUGCAAUUAAAUCCCACCGCAAAAAUAAAUCCGCAAAUAAAUAUAACAAACCACCAGCAAAAUUAAAUAAACCCGGUCAAGUGCGAGUUCGUUUUACUCGCGCACCGAGGGUUCCGUACAAACUUUUAAUUGUCUCGUAUAACUAUAAAGGCGAAAGACUUUUGAACAGAAGUACCUAUACUAAGUAUAUUUGUGUACAACGCCAUCUAUCGGCAAAAAAUGUAUUGGAAUAUACAAUUUGAGCUCUUUCAUAUGAUACCCCACUUGACCUAGUCAUUACACUUUGGAAUUGCCCCUUCUUCAUAUUGGGCAUUUCCCAUAAUUAAUAAAAAAAAUACUUUCAAUGUGUCUGGGUUAUCGUUGGUCAUAACUAUUACAAAUUUCAAAUCGAUAGCUUAAGUGGUUCUCAAGAUACUUAGCGAUGUGACAGACAGACAUACAGACGGACGGACGGACAAAGUCGCACCAUAAGGGUUCCUUUUGUACCUUUUUGGUACGGAACCCUAAAAACUCGACACGUGUUUCGCCUCUCUACAAGUCAUCCUCAGGAGAUGAUGGAGAUGUUGACAGUCAGACGUCCGACAACUGAAACGCGUUUUCUGAUAGAAAAGUUUCGCAAAGUAACGCCGGAUUCUAUGAAAUAAAUAAAAUAUUUAUUUUAUAGACCUCGAAUUUUGGUGACAAGGUCCUUCCACCCUAAUGUUGUUAGUCGAGUUGUAUCACAUCGAUAGUAACAUCGUCUAGUUUGCCAUCGUGCGUUAUUUAAUAGCAAUCUUUCGAGGCUGAUUGAGCAAGCUUAUGCGACGUUUAGCAUUGUACAUAAGACAUAUUUAUUUAGAAAUGUUUAAGUAAAAUUUUAAAACCCAGUUUUCUCUGAAUAGUUUCAAAAAUGAAAGCUCUAGUGAUUUGUGUUUUACUCGCGCAACAAGCUUCAGGAAUUAUUUAUCGUUUAAAUGCCUCGGAGUACGCGCGUCUGCCCGAGCUAUUCUCCUUGGACCACUACUACAACUGCCUGCUGGCUCCUGGAGACACCUACUGCUAUGUGGACGCUAAACUUGUGACCAAUGAGACGAAUGAGCUGUUUACUGUCAUACAGGAGUACUCGGCGUACAGCAAAACGCACUUCGACCACACGAUCGUCCACCGAGGCGUGUGCGUCACGCAGACGUGUCGUGAUUACCUGGACAACUCUACAAGCCUGGUUCCUGCUGUUGAAGCCUGCCUCAAUGCGACACUUUACAAAAGUCAUGGUCUGCAAACCAAAGUUUUGGAAGACUUCGUCUAUUGCAGUAAGUUCGACGAGCCUGCUGGCUACGACAUGGUCGACUAUGCCGUGGUACUUCUGAUGGUGAUGCUGGUAAUGCUGAACGUGGCUGGCAGUCUAGCUGAUUACUUUGGCUGUGCUGGGAAUAAAAGUAUAGGAGGCCGGUUGCUGCACUGUUUCUCAUUCAAACGCAAUUGGGAGCGCUUGCGCACGGCGGCAGGCGACGGCCCAGAAUCGAGGUUGAGACGGCUGAAAUGUUUCACUGGGCUCAAGACUAUCACGACGAUUUUGGUUAUCAUGGCGCAUUCUCCGCUAAACUCCGCCAUUUCCACCAGCGAUCCAGAAUAUCUGGAAAAUUUAUACCACAACAUAGGAGCUACUUUCCUGUUCAACGGAACGCUGAUCGUCCAGACCUUCUUUCUCAUCUCCGGGUUCCUGCUAGCCUAUAACCUGCUGCUGAUGGAAGAGAAACGACCAAUCGGCUGGGACAUGCUACCGAAAGGCGUACUUAUUAGGUGGCUUAGAUUAGCUCCUGUAAACGCCGUGGUUCUAGCGUUUGUGGCCACGUGGCAAAGGCAUUUGGGAAAUGGACCUCUAUGGAAGUCAUUGGUGCACAAGGAAGCAGCCCAGUGCAGACGCGAUUGGUUCUAUAACUUGUUGUAUAUCAACAACUAUGUCGACUACUCGGACUGUAUGCCGCACACAUGGUACUUGGGCGCAGACUUGCAGCUGUGCGUCCUUGGGCUGGUAGUAUUCAGCCUUGUCACCAACCCCAGGGUCCGGAAGGUGGCCGUUGCUGCCAUGUUCGUGAUGGGCUUGCUCACGCCAGCAUUUCACGUCGUCCUUCAGAACCUCAGCCCUAUCCUGCUUAUUUCGCCUGAAGUCGCCCGUAACAUCUUCGUGACAGAUCCCACGUUUAACAACUUGUACAAGCGCGGGCACACGAAUCUAGUCAACUACGCGAUUGGGCUAGCGUCAGCGAUGCUGGUCUACCGGCUGCAGCAGCAAAAGUUUGACGUCACCAAGUUUAAGAAAUAUACUUUAUUAUACUACGGACUGGUCCCAUUCGGCGCGUUCCUGAUCUCGAGUGGCAGUUUCCUGUACAUCGACGGGAUAGAGAUUCCUUUGGUGGCCCGGGCGGUAUACGCUUGCGGACUAAGACUCCUGUAUGGACUCUCUUUUGCCGUGUUUAUUACUGGCGCGGUCUUCAAGUUUGAAAAUCUGUACCGCGGCGUGCUAGAGUGGGGCGUCUGGGGCCCUCUAGGACGCCUGUCUUACGCGGCCUUUCUGGUACACCUGAGCAUCAUCAGAACCGUGACAGGCGCCUACGCCUCAUUGGUAUACAACUCGUUCAAUCAGAUGGUGAUGACGUUCCUGAGUGUACUGUGCCUGUCAUACGUAAUCGCUGCUCCGCUGUGGAUGCUUAUCGAAGCUCCCUUCUGCGAGCUGGUGAAGGUCUGUUUCUACCCUAAGAAGCAGGAACGUAAGCCCGAAUUGACAAUACAGUGCGAGGAAAAAAAGGACAUCACUUGUAUCAAGUUAUAAAAGAACUAACAAAACAAGAGCACGCCACUUUUCCCGAUCCUGCCACUUCCUGACAAUUAUCGGCUCGGAGCUGCCGCAGGUCCGCUUCAACGCUGUCUCCCCAGCAGUAUCUGGGUCGACCAACCGGGCGGCCACCAGUCGGUCUUCCCAAGUACGCCCACUUGGCAGCCCGAUUCUUUUUCAUUCUAAGUACCUUUAAGUGUCGAAAGCAGCGGAGUCUGUGGGAUUUGGUUUCACCGAUGAUAAUAUAAUAUAUAUUAUAAAUAAUAUUAAAAGAAUUGAAUGUUUUAAUUUUUAUGAUGUCCGCUAGAGGGCAUUGUCUAGCGGUGCUGAG
Cydia pomonella (codling moth) is the source of this 3416-nucleotide messenger RNA. RefSeq names its product O-acyltransferase like protein-like. Bases 1163 to 3082 code for a protein of 639 amino acids. The record is from RefSeq and is a predicted model, not a curated record. Gene Ontology annotation, molecular function: acyltransferase activity, transferring groups other than amino-acyl groups. The transcript has 14 exons. Lineage: Eukaryota; Metazoa; Arthropoda; Insecta; Lepidoptera; Tortricidae.